Messenger RNA from Erythranthe guttata (spotted monkey flower), 1839 nucleotides. RefSeq lists its product as uncharacterized. The record is from RefSeq and is a predicted model, not a curated record. Gene Ontology annotation, molecular function: DNA binding. Lineage: Eukaryota; Viridiplantae; Streptophyta; Magnoliopsida; Lamiales; Phrymaceae.
ACCUGUGUGUGUGUGAAUUACCGGUAAGUACUAAUUAAGUACUUACUGACAACAUUUAUGAAGAUGAAUCAGAAAAGCUGCCAUUAACAAAAUUAAUUUUUUCUCAACACAGCCAAACAAACAGGAAACCCCUCUCUCUCUCUCUCUCUCUCUAAAAACUCAAGCAAACCCGGCCCAGAAAGAUUCCCUCAUUUUUUUCUCUCUCUAGAGUUGCUUGAAUUUUGUCACCUAGUGGCGUUUGGUGAAAUGUUGAUGGGUCAAUGUAGAAAAUUUGUAAACGCAGAAACAUCACACACCAGAAAGAGCCAUGAAUGAAGUGCCUAACGACGAACAAUCACAUGAGAUGCAUUCUGAAGAUGAUAAAGCCCUUCUGGAUGAGAACAACAAUACAAAAAGGUCUGUAAAGACAUAUGCUCAGGUUCAAGUAUUGAAGAAAUUUUACAACGAACACAAGUACCCUCCAGAGUCGAUACAAACACAACUCGCAGAGUCAAUAGGUUUGUCAGAGAAGCAAGUUUCCGAGUGGUUUUGUCAUCAAAGAUUGAAAGACAAGAGUUUAAUGACAAAUGCCGAUAACUACGUAAUCAGAAAGCACGACCUGUCAAGUGGGCCCAGGCAAGAUUCAUGUGGAAGCAUCAAAAAACAGGGACAUGAUGCAUAUUCGGGAAGUAGUUCUUCGUUGCGCGAUAUGUCUAAUCAUCGUACAGGUGGUGACCCCACAUUGGAUAUGGCGACUUCGAAUUACUUUACACCGAAAUAUCCUCUGAUGGAUGUGAAAACCAGGCCUGGUCGAUCGGGUUACUUGAAAGUCAAGGGUCAACACGAGAUGAGCGCUGUAACUGUAGUCAUGAAGCAGAUGGGAAAGCAUUAUAGGGAGGAUGGCCCACCACUUUCUGUGGAGUUUGACCUACUUCCGCCCGGUGCAUUUGAGUCCCCUCGUGCAACUUGCUAUGCUGAAGAAGAUGUUCUUGCCACCUCACCCGAUUAUCCGAAAAUCCACCAGCAUCCCAAUUUUGGCAAGGGGUGUGGGUACAACUCCAGAAUGGCUUCUCAGAGUUCCAACACGGACGGAACUCGUUCAACAAAACCGCAAGGAUCCGAUAUUCCCAAUAGUUACAUUCACCAGGCGUUUAAGCAGAACAACUCUUUGCCUAAUAAUGGUGCCUACGGUGCAAGAAUGAACUCUUUCUUACCAUUGGAUGAAGUUUCUGCCACAGAAAAUAUAUUUGGCGGUGAGAAUAGAGACAACUAUGGAAUGAGGUACAGAUACGGUGUUGAAGGAAAGAGAAUGGCUUCCAUGCAACCUUUUGGCGAAAUUUUGAACAGGGAAAAAGAGUCCACUUUCCGAAAGUAUAACGAUGUGGGCGGAAAUAUUUCCAAGGGAGAAAACAUUGAAAAUUUGACCGUGAAAGACUUUAAAAUUCACAAUUCUUUCGACCAAGUUCACCACAGACAGACUAAUGCAAAGGAUGGAAGAACAUACGCGGAAAGGUGGACGGAGAUAACAAAUGAAAAUCAGGUUCAUAAAAGAACGAGGAACGAAUUUCCUCAGAGCUACACCUGAAGAAAUCUCACUGGUUUUCGGUAGAGUGAAAAAGAAAACGGGUAUAGGUAUAUAUGAUGAAUAUAUGGAUGAUCCUAGUAUAGUUCUUUCUUUUUGUUUGGUCGUAUAGGGUCGAAAUUAGCAUUUAAUCAACUUUUUUUUGAUGAAUAUAUGGAUGAUCCUAGUAGAGUUCUUUCUUUUUGUUUGGUCGAAUAGGGUUGAAAUUAGCAUUUUUCGACUUUUUUUUUUUGAGUAAAAAACUAAAUUCGACGAAAGUUCACCGGUUAUAAAUCUCA